Catharus ustulatus (Swainson's thrush) is the source of this 5470-nucleotide messenger RNA. It is a transcript of the gene PKD2, whose product is annotated as polycystin 2, transient receptor potential cation channel. The record is from RefSeq and is a predicted model, not a curated record. Gene Ontology annotation, cellular component: membrane. NCBI's taxonomy places the organism in Eukaryota, Metazoa, Chordata, Aves, Passeriformes, Turdidae. Gene Ontology annotation, biological process: potassium ion transmembrane transport; release of sequestered calcium ion into cytosol; detection of mechanical stimulus. Gene Ontology annotation, molecular function: potassium channel activity; voltage-gated calcium channel activity; voltage-gated sodium channel activity.
CUCCGCCUGCUCGCGGCAGGCCUGGAGCCGGGACAACCCGGGCUUCGAGCCUGAGGAGGACGCGGCGGCGGCGGCGGCGGGGCCGGUGCUGGAGAUGGACGUGGAGUGGGGCAGCCGGGCCGCGUCGUCGCUGGGCAGCGCGGGGGCCGCGGCGGGCGGCGGGCGGAGGGCGCGGCGGGGCCCCGCGGGCCGCGGCGGCGCUGAGGGGCCGGGCCGCCCCCCGGGGCCGCCCGAAGGAGCCGCGCCCCGCAGAGCGGCCUGGGCCAAGCGGCUGGCGCGGAGACUGCGAGGUCUGUGGGGGACAAGACUGAUGGAAGAGAACAACACCAGCAGAGAGCGGUACUUGAAAAGUGUUUUACGGGAGCUGGUCACGUACAUGGUUUUCCUCGUGGUCCUGUGUGUCUUGACUUAUGGGACAGUGAGUUCCAGUAUGUACUAUUAUACAAGGGUUAUGUCACAGCUCUUCCUGGAAACACCUGUGUCAAAAACAGAGAGAACUGAUUUCAAAACUUUGUCCACAAUGGAUGACUUCUGGAAGUUCACAGAAGGCCCUUUGCUGGAUGGUCUUUACUGGGAGAUGUGGUACAACAACAAAACCAUGGCAGAAAACAAAAGCUUCAUUUAUUAUGAGAACCUGCUCCUAGGGGUGCCUCGCAUUCGGCAGCUGAAAGUCAGAAAUGGUUCGUGCUCCAUACCUGAGGAUUUAAAGGAUGAAAUCAAAGACUGCUAUGAUGUCUAUUCUGUAGCUAAUGAAGAUACUGCUCCUUUUGGACUCCGGAAUGGAACUGCCUGGACAUACACCAAUGAGAAGGAUUUGAAUGGGAGCAGCCAUUGGGGCUUGAUUGCCACAUACAGCGGAGCUGGUUAUUACCAGGACCUCUCAAGGACCAGAGAAGUGACAGCCCUGCAGAUUGCGAGCCUGAAGAAAAACCUGUGGCUGGACAGAGGGACCAGAGCAGCCUUCAUUGAUUUCUCUGUGUACAAUGCAAACAUCAACCUAUUCUGCGUGGUCAGGUUGCUAGUGGAGUUUCCAGCCACUGGAGGCCUGGUUACAUCUUGGCAGUUUCAACCUGUGAGGCUGAUUCAUUACAUCUCCACUUUUGAUUUUUUCCUGGCAGCCUGUGAAAUGUCCUUCUGUCUGUUUGUUCUGUAUUACAUGGUGGAAGAGGUCUUAGAAAUUCGCAUUCAUAGGCUGCGCUACUUCAGAAGUCUUUGGAAUUGCCUUGAUAUCCUUAUCAUUGUGCUGUCUGUGGUAGCUAUAGGAAUUAGCAUCUAUAGGACAUCAACUGUUGAUAUGCUCCUGAAGAAGCUGCUGGAAGAUCAGAACUCAUUCCCCAAUUUUGAACCUUUGGCAUAUUGGCAAAUGCAGUUCAAUAACAUUGCUGCAGUCACAGUGUUUUUUGUCUGGAUUAAGCUUUUCAAAUUUGUUAACUUCAAGACGAUGAGCCAGUUAUCCACCACGAUGUCUCGCUGUGUCAAAGAUGUCAUUGGCUUUGCCAUUAUGUUUUUUAUUAUUUUCUUAGCAUAUGCUCAGUUGGCCUAUCUGGUCUUUGGCACUCAAAUCGAUGACUUCAGUACUUUCCAGGACUGCAUAUUUACUCAGUUCCGCAUCAUUUUGGGAGACUUCAACUUCACAGAGGUUGAAGAAGCCAAUCGGAUUUUGGGACCCAUUUAUUUCACUACAUUUGUGUUCUUUAUGUUCUUCAUUCUUUUGAACAUGUUUUUGGCCAUUAUCAAUGAUACCUACUCUGAAGUCAAAUCAGAUAUGGCACAACAGAAGGCAGAAAUGGAAUUGUCUGACCUUAUCAGGAAGGGCUACAACAAAGCCAUGAUCAAACUUAAAUUGAAGAAAACUACUGUUGAUGACAUUUCAGAAAGUCUGAGACAAGGUGGGGGAAAGCAAUUUGAUGAACUUCGGCAGGAUCUCAAAGGGAAGGGGCACACGGAUGCAGAAAUUGAAGCAAUAUUUACCAAAUAUGAUCAGGAUGGGGACCAGGAAUUGACAGAGCAUGAACAUCAGCAGAUGAGAGAUGACCUGGAGAAAGAGAGGGAGGAUCUGGACCUGGAUAGGAGCUCUCUGCCACGUCCUCUGAGCAGCCGCAGCUCCCGAAGCUUGGACGACUCCGAGGAGGAUGAGGAUGAAGACAGUGGGCACAGCUCUAGGAGGAGGGGCAGCAGCUCUAGUGGGGUUUCCUAUGAAGAGUUCCAAGUACUCAUGAGGCGUGUGGAUCGCAUGGAGCAUUCCAUCGGCAGCAUCGUCUCCAAGAUCGAUGCUGUUAUCGUGAAGCUGGAAGCCAUGGAGAGGGCCAAGCUGAAAAGGAGAGAUGUGUUGGGCAGGCUGUUAGAUGGAGUGACAGAGGAUGAAAGGCUGGGCCGGGACAGCGAAAUCCACAGGGAGCAAAUGGAGCGGCUGGUGCGGGAGGAGCUGGAGCGCUGGGAGUCAGACGACACGGCCUCCCAGAUGAGCCAUCGGCUGGGAACGCCCCUGGGGCUGCAGGGGCAGCCUCGAUCCAGGAGCUCCAGGCCAUCCUCUUCCCAGUCUGAUGGCCUUGAUGCAGCAGCAGCAGCAGCAAAUGGGGGAAACAACAUCCAUGUGUAGCUUUGUAGGUGAUUCCAAAUGUUUCAGGUCAGUAUUGGAGAAGAUGAAGAACUGGACACUGCACGUUUCGAUAUGAAUCAAGCAAAUGCCACUUUAUUGUUGUCUUUUAACCCUAAUAUACAAUUUCUCUCCCCCUGCACAUGGUCACACAACUUAUCAUUGGUAGAAGCCUUCUUCCACGAGGCAAACUUUUUUUUGUUAGAGUUUUCUAGUUUUCAUAGGCUUCAGAGUUCCUUGCAUUCACCUAUCACCUUUAUCUCUUCGUCUCUCCCCUUUGUGUUCUUGUUAGGCUGCAGCUGUUCUUCUUAUCUCUUUUUCAAGGGCAAGGCUACAGGCCUCAUAAAAGUGCUCAUAUCCCUUUCCUAGGAAUUGUUCACUACAUAUCUCUAUCACUGCAUUGCUCACUACAUGUCCAUCUUUCUCUAAAAACAUUCCCAUAAGUAUUCAACCAGCAAAUCCCCCAGCAUGACAGGAUCAUUGUGAUCAGACCACUGAGGACAUCUUUCACUGGUGGGGAAAAAAGUAAAUAUUCACUCCAGAAAUAAUUUUCAGGCCUGUGUAAGCCAUAUGUAAUGCCAGCAGUGAGAGUGAAACACGCUUGGAAACUGAAUGGAUAUAAGGUGGGACAAAAUCUACCAGGACAGAAAUCUGAUUCUGUAAAAAUGUUAUUGGGAACACUUGAAUGAGGGCAACAAGCUUCAGACAAAAUAAUAUGCAGUGGUUGGCACACUAAAAGGCUAUUAAUUUUUUGCUUCCUCUUGGAAAGUACAAUUUUUAAAGGCUUUAAAAAGCAAAUUUUAAAAUAAUAUGGCAUCCGUUUGUCUUAUUCAUUAUAACAGCUGACAGAUAAAACAGCACUUUUUAAAAAAAAUACAAGUUUCUACUUGUCUUUCUGAGUUAUUCUUGAUAUACUAAUACUUUACUUAAUUUAAAAUACUCUUCCUAUUUUGAGAGGUACAUUUCUUUAAGCAGAAGAAAGUGCACUUGGUUUGUGCAGCUGUAAAUUACAUCAUUCUGUGAUAGAAACUGAAUGCAUUAUAAUUAGUAUUUCAGAAGAAAUAUUUGAGAGCUGCCUCCUCACACCCAACUAGCAUAAUAAUUUUCAGCUAUAUUGCAAAAUGCAUUUUUAAUGCUUUGUUUUCAUGUGUUUUAAGUGUUUCUGGGAUGAACAUUCCAGAGUUCUUAGAUACGUACAGCUACUUUGUAGAAAACACAUUUUUAAAAAGCACACAGAAUUGAAAAACACUGUUUUCCUUGGGUGUGACAGGGAAAGGGGCAGAGAUGUUUCUGAAAGCUGAGAAAAUCUGAUCUUGUGCCAUGUGAAAUUCUAAUCACAUCUCAACUAUGUGGUCUGUAUUAUAAAAUUAUUAGGUACGUUUCUACACAGACUUUUCUGCUGAGGUGCAACCAGGAUUUCUUUGGGAAGGUGUUUGUAGUAUAAUCACUGAUAUUUAGUAUUUAAUUGCCUGUGCUUUAUGUCACAGAAGCUUUAUUUUUGAAAAGGACAUGCAACAUUGAAAUUCUGUUGGCUUCCUAUAGAGAGCACUGAGGCAGUGCUUGGAGCUUUGCCUAGCAAUAUUUUCCCAUAAGUGGAAUGCUGGUUUAGGAGGGAGGCUGUCAAUUGUGCUUUUUUCCUGAAGAUGGCAGUUGUCUAGUGCUUAAAGGCUGAGAGCUGGUGAAAAAGAUAAUGGACAGCUACAAAAUCAACCACAUCUCAGCUAUUAGUAGGGUAUAUAGAGGAAAAAAAGCCAGUUUAACAAAGUGUGAGUAUCAUGUGUUGUGUUGGUGUCCUCUGUUUGAACAAGCAGUUAUCUCUUCAUUCUUGUGGGAAUGCUGCUUAGGCAGAGCUUAAAUGUUCCAUAUAUUCUUGCAAUGGCAAUGCCUGGAUGAGCAGUGGCUCAGAAUGCCUUUCCUCUAACCAGGGAACUUGCUAAAACUAAAUAGAAUUUAAAACUAAAUAGAAUUCACGCCUUUCCAUUUUUAAUUUUAUGAGAAACCAUACACACAGAAACCUCAUUAGUGUAAGGUGGAAGAGGAGGAAAUUCAGCUUUGGAAUUUCAUAGUAUCUGUGUCUCUGGAACAGAAUUAUGGAGGAGAACAGGUUGUGGUUCUUGUGUGGGUUAUUUUGUCCUGUACUGGGGAGAAAUUCAUGCCCUUUGACGAGAGUCCUCAUAAACUUGCCAAAACAGCGCACAGCACAGUGGGUAGGGAUGAGGGCAUUGUGUGGGGUGAGGGCAUUCAGAUUAAGCUCUCUCUUACCUUUAUUGAAGGGUUUUACACUCAGAAAACCUUUCUGAGGAAAGCUUUUCAGUGUUGAGCUGCAUUUCUGACUGUAGACAAACAGACCAAAAAGAAACACCAGCUGUACACACGGCCAGCUGGUGUGCCAGGAAAAUAGAAAACACCAAAGCAAUUUAAAUAUACAGAGCCUUUAUAUUCAUAUCCAAAAUGUGUCUUUCAAAAUGUAAAUUCAGUCACUCAGUUCACCUUUCAUUUGUACUAUAUGUUUAUUCUGAAAGUGUUUGCAUUAAUAGCUGUAUUUGUGGGGCUGUAUUUCUGUAACGUGUCGUUACUUGAUAACAAACUUCAUCUUGAAGUGCAAUAAGUUUCCAUGGGGUACCCGUGUGUGCUGACAGUAAGUGCCUUGCAGUAAGUGCAUUGCCACUUCACAAAUGUUACAAACAUUUUAUUGAUGCAUUUUUCAGUUUUAGAUUAUAAUAUCAUUAGGUUUUUUGCAUAGUAAUGUACAGUGUUUGGUCUUAUUAGGAAGCUGUUAAUUAUGCAAGUCUUCUACAAUGAUCAAGAAUGUAUUGAUCUGUAAAACUGAGCACUUUACUUCCUAAUAAACAUUUAUAUAAUCUACAAAGCAAA